Piliocolobus tephrosceles (Ugandan red Colobus) is the source of this 1149-nucleotide messenger RNA. It is a transcript of the gene G6PC1, whose product is annotated as glucose-6-phosphatase catalytic subunit 1. Gene Ontology annotation, molecular function: glucose-6-phosphatase activity. The transcript has 5 exons. The coding region runs from base 76 to 1149 and encodes 357 amino acids. Gene Ontology annotation, cellular component: membrane. The record is from RefSeq and is a predicted model, not a curated record. NCBI's taxonomy places the organism in Eukaryota, Metazoa, Chordata, Mammalia, Primates, Cercopithecidae. Gene Ontology annotation, biological process: glucose 6-phosphate metabolic process; gluconeogenesis.
AGAGCAAUCACCACCAAGCCUGAAAUAACUGCAAGGGCUCUGCUGACGUCUUCCUGAGGUGCCAAAGAAACGAGGAUGGAGGAAGGAAUGAAUGUUCUCCAUGACUUUGGGAUCCAGUCAACACACUACCUCCAGGUGAAUUACCAAGACUCCCAGGACUGGUUCAUCUUGGUGUCCGUGAUUGCAGACCUCAGGAAUGCCUUCUACGUCCUCUUCCCCAUCUGGUUCCAUCUUCAGGAAGCUGUGGGCAUUAAACUCCUCUGGGUAGCUGUGAUUGGAGACUGGCUCAACCUCGUCUUUAAGUGGAUUCUCUUUGGACAGCGUCCAUACUGGUGGGUUUUGGACACCAACUACUAUGGCAACACUUCUGUGCCCCUGAUAAAGCAGUUCCCUGUCACCUGUGAGACUGGACCAGGGAGCCCCUCUGGCCAUGCCAUGGGUACAGCAGGUGUAUACUACGUGAUGGUCACAUCUACUCUUUCCAUCUUUCGGGGAAAGAAAAAGCCAACCUACAGAUUUCGGUGCUUGAAUGUCAUUUUGUGGUUGGGAUUCUGGGCUGUGCAGCUGAACGUCUGUCUGUCACGAAUCUACCUUGCUGCUCAUUUUCCUCAUCAAGUUGUUGCCGGAGUCCUGUCAGGCAUUGCUGUUGCAGAAACUUUCAGCCACAUCCACAGCAUCUAUAAUGCCAGUCUCAAGAAAUAUUUUCUCAUUACCUUCUUCCUGUUCAGCUUCGCCAUCGGAUUUUAUCUGCUGCUCAAGGGACUGGGUGUAGACCUCCUAUGGACUCUGGAGAAAGCCCAGAGGUGGUGCGAGCGGCCAGAAUGGGUCCACAUUGACACCACGCCCUUUGCCAGCCUCCUCAAGAACCUGGGCACCCUCUUUGGCCUGGGGCUGGCUCUCAACUCCAGCAUGUACAGGGAAAGCUGCAAGGGGAAACUCGGCAAGUGGCUCCCAUUCCGCCUCAGCUCUAUUGUAGCCUCCCUCGUCCUCCUGCACCUCUUUGACUCCUUGAAACCCCCGUCCCAAGUCGAGCUGGUCUUCUACGUCUUGUCCUUCUGCAAGAGUGCGGUAGUGCCCCUGGCAUCCGUCAGUGUCAUCCCCUACUGCCUCGCCCAGGUCCUGGGCCAGCCACACAAGAAGUCGUUGUAA